AGCAGAUGUCACUUGAAGUUCAAGCUCAGAUAUUACAUCAGUGCUGAAAUGGCAAGUGGAUGCUCUGCUCCAAGUCUGAAGAAGAAGAAGGGGGAGGUGGUAACUCCCACUAAAAUCAUCACGUCAGACAAAACUAAAAGAGACCCCAGCAGGAGUUCACAGGAGCCUGUUUGGAUUGAACUUGAACCUGUAGUCAACACAGUUGGUGAGAUCCAAACCUACAGCUUCCAGUCUGAUGCAGGUCACUUUGAAUACAGCCUACAGUCUUCAUUUCGUUGGGUUUGUAAGGAAAAAGUCAGCUUCACUUACCGGUUCUGCUCAUGGGAGGAACACAGGCACAGGCCUUCAUGUGCAGAUUACAUGCCAGCAGGACCGCUAAUGGACAUCACAGUCACAGCUGGGAAGCUAGAGGAGGUGCAACUGCCACACUGGAUAGAUUACAACCCCCAAAUGUCAGACAUGUUUGCAGUUCUACAUGUGGAAAACUGUGGAGAUUUUGUGGAAAAAGUGUCUGAAGUGACAUCGUCCCACGUGAAAUUACUGCAGCCAACUUUCUCACCAAUUGGUGUCAUGUUCCGGCAGUUACUUGGCUUCCCUGUGAGCGUUUUCUAUGACGUGUUGAUGUACAAAACAGUCAAAGCGUUCCUCACAUUGGAUGUUUACCUGGUGCCACCUGAUCCUGCUCUACAAAAGGAAGUGGAAAAAACCCAAAAUGGAUCAAGAGUAAUCCUAAAACCUGGUCCAGACAAGUCCAUGCAAGUGGGAGGUAUUUUCUCCCUCACAGCAGACAAGGCGGAUGCAGAAAUUCAACCCAGCACAAGGGAGCUCAGAUAUGAUAUUAGAAAUAUCUUUGAGGUGUUCAUCGAAAAUGCAGACAGCGACUUCACCCUAAAGCUUGAAAGUGAGCAAAACACUGUCUGGACCUGUACCAUCCGUAAAGGAGACUAUCAAAGUCAAAGCAGUGAUCCCAAACAAGGUCGACAUUUCGUGGAUCAACAUCGGACAGCUCUGAUUAACAGAGUGAGCGAUACAGGUUUCAUCCUGGACGAGCUCUUGGAUAAGGGGUUAAUCUCAGAUGAGAUCUAUGAGGCUAUUAGAGUCAUACCAACCACACACGACCAGAUGAGGCGCAUUCUUAGGUCUGUGACUUCAGCCGGAACAGAAGGCAAAGAUGCUUUUUAUAAAAUCCUUAAGAGAAUGAGAAGUAUGAAGGCUCUUAUUCGGGAGCUUGAGGGAUCAUCUGUGUAAAGUAGCAAAAAGUAAAAAGUGUUGUUGCUUUGGACACCAGAUGGACAUUUAAAACAAUGUUUUUCAUGUUCAGCAUCCAUUUAAUGUACUAGUGAAAGAGCAAAGCAUGUUCACUAAUUAACUCUUUCAGUGUUUUAGCCAAUAUCAGUGAUGUGUUGUCAGGUUUGAACCCAACAAAAACUGAACCACUGUCUUUGACAAACCUGUGCAUGUAAACUAUUAAUUAAAAAUCAAGACAGUGUUUUUGAGGAUUGAUUUGUGUGUGUGUGUGUGUGUGUGUGUGUUUGUGUGUGUGAAAACAAGUGAAUUAUUCCUCGUUAUCCUGUGUCAUUUAUUUUUCUUAUUACAUUUUAUGCUGUUUCUAUAUUGUUAAUGCUAUACUAUAGUUAAUAUAAUCAAAUAUUAUGUUAUUUAAGCAACUAUUUUAAUUCCAAUGAAAAUAAUCAAUUGAGUGUGUUAUUGUACUGAA
Molecule: messenger RNA, 1717 nt
Organism: Centropristis striata (black sea bass)
Lineage: Eukaryota; Metazoa; Chordata; Actinopteri; Perciformes; Serranidae
Product: NACHT, LRR and PYD domains-containing protein 1a allele 5-like
Exons: 11
Coding region: 49-1248 (399 amino acids)
Biological process (GO): innate immune response; inflammatory response; regulation of apoptotic process
Source: RefSeq, a predicted model, not a curated record